Messenger RNA from Heterobasidion irregulare TC 32-1, 903 nucleotides. RefSeq lists its product as uncharacterized. Gene Ontology annotation, biological process: peptidyl-serine phosphorylation; autophagy. The transcript has 8 exons. Gene Ontology annotation, cellular component: cytoplasm. Gene Ontology annotation, molecular function: protein serine/threonine kinase activity; ATP binding; protein binding. The annotation marks the transcript as partial. The record is from RefSeq and is a predicted model, not a curated record. Lineage: Eukaryota; Fungi; Basidiomycota; Agaricomycetes; Russulales; Bondarzewiaceae.
GCUAUCGCUUUGAGUCUUAACAAGCCCGUGAUCAUUGGUCGGAAUCCCAUCUCAUGGGUCGAGUCGGGCUCAGGAGGGGUCAUCGUUUCAUGUCAGGAUAUGUCAACCAACGGGAUCCAGCUCAAUGGGGUCAAGAUACAACAAUCCACCGUACUCUUGAUGCACGGCGAUCUGCUCGAGAUUACGCCAUCAAAAGUAUUCCAAUGUCUCCAUCUCUGGAAAGCGAAGGAUAAAACUAACGUAUUCGAGGCCACUCCCCCCACCCAGCCUUUAAUCGGGAAGUUCCAGGUCUCAUCUCAUUGUCUAGGGAGCGGCAGUUUCGCAACUGUUCAUCUUGCUAUGGACAUCUCUGAAAACAAACAAUACGCAUGCAAAUCGGUUAGGGUCACUAAAGCCACGAAUAUAGUCAAAGUGAAACACGAAACACGCAUCCUUUUGGCCCUGAAUCAUCCGAACAUCAAUCAAGUUGUGGCUGUUGAGGAGGAUGGCCAUUUUCUGCAUAUUUUUCUUCAGCUGUGCACAGGAGGCGACCUUUUCACCUACAUGGUCAGCCAAAGAAACCGAGAUGGUAAUGGUAGCCUGCCUGAGGGCGAAGCAAAAUAUAUCAUGUACCAGCUCCUUACGGGGCUAAAAUAUCUUCACGACAAGAUGAUAUCUCACCGGGCACUUCCACAGCCCGAGAACAUCCUCCUUUAUGCGCCAGGAUCAUACCCACGCAUCCAGAUCGCAGACUUUGGACUCGCCCGGCCAAAAGCGUAUCAAGAGACCCUCAACGUCUGCGGUACAGUCCCGUACCUUCCACCGGAGGGUAUUCUCGCACUUGAACAUAAAGACCGCGGUUACGUCGGUAUGCCGGCAGACUGUUGGAGUGCGGGGAUCGUGUUGUACAUCAUGCUCUCGUAA